This is a messenger RNA of Prosopis cineraria, 1630 nucleotides long. RefSeq lists its product as uncharacterized. The coding region runs from base 435 to 1394 and encodes 319 amino acids. The transcript is spliced from 10 exons. NCBI's taxonomy places the organism in Eukaryota, Viridiplantae, Streptophyta, Magnoliopsida, Fabales, Fabaceae. The record is from RefSeq and is a predicted model, not a curated record.
UGAUUUAGUCAAUGCACAGCACAUGAGCAAUUGUGCUCCCAGAUUAUUGAGUUUGAGCAUCGGAAAAAACUGUCUCUCUCUCGAGUUUCUCUCUAGGCGGUGGGACUUGGGUUUCGUCUCGGGCGAUCAAGUGUUGCGGCGCCUCCCUCUGCGGCUUCCGCCGAGUGUGGAGGCGUCCGUGUGGUGUCUCUGAUCUGGACCUUGGCACUUUGAUUCGCGUUUUUGGGGCUUGGAGAGCUUCGGCCAUCUCUGCUCUUUUUCACUCUGCAUUUCUUUUGGCUUUGGCUGGCUCUUUGUGGUGGCGGCGAAUCUGGAGCGCUGGUGAAGGGACUUUUGCAAUUCAUCAGGCAUGGCUUUUUGCUAUAAUCUUGAAGCCAAAGUUCCAGGACGUUGCCUGAACAGCUCAAAAAGAUUCGGAAAUCCAUAAUUUAGGCAUGGCAAAUAUUUGUUACAUAGAGCAGCCACUGGUGGAGGAACUUACUUUUACUGAAGCUCCAUUCAAGAGUUGCCAUGCUUCUACCAUUGUUGAGGUUGAGAAGGAUCAUUUCUUGGUUGCCUAUUUUGGGGGCACGUCAGAGGGGGCACCUGAUGUCAAAAUAUGGUUGCAGACUUACAAAAAUGGCAGAUGGCAUCCACCUGUAAUUGCAGAUGAACAAUCAAAUGUUCCUAUGUGGAACCCUGUGCUGUUCAAGCUCCCAUCAGAUGAGAUACUGCUAUUCUACAAAAUAGGCCAAGAUGUUCAAAAAUGGAGUGGAUUUAUGAAAAGGUCGCAUGAUAAAGGCAUCACCUGGACAGAAAGAGAACAACUUCCUCCUGGCAUAUUGGGACCAAUAAAGAACAAACCCAUUUUGCUGGACAAUGGCCAUUUACUUUGUGGAUCAUCUGUUGAGAGCUGGAACUCCUGGGGUGCAUGGGUGGAGGUCACAACAAAUUUUGGUCAGUCAUGGACGAAGUAUGGCCCAAUUUACAUUGAAAAUAAUCCCCUCAGUGUAAUUCAACCAGUGCCUUAUCGGACUUCAAAUGGGGCAAUACGGGUUUUACUACGAUCCUUUGAGGGCAUUGGUAGAGUGUGCAUGUCAGAAUCUUCUGAUGGUGGCAAGACUUGGGGAUAUGCAAAACCUACUAAGCUCCCAAACCCGAAUUCAGGUAUUGACGGUGUUAAGCUGCGAGAUGGGCGUUUAUUGCUUGCUUACAAUACAAUUUCAAGGGGGGUACUGAAGGUUGCCCUAUCCGAUGACGAUGGCGAUUCUUGGCAGGAAGCUCUUACAUUGGAGAAUAACUUGGGAAUGGGAUUCUCAUAUCCUGCUGUUAUCCAGGAUAGCGAUGGACUUGUCCAUAUCACCUAUACAUAUAAUAGGACACAAAUUAAGCAUGUUGUUCUUGAGCUGAAGUGACGUUUAUCCCGAAUGUAGACCUGAUUGAUGAUGGUCGAACUGUGGGCUUGAAUUUUUAAAAAGAUCUUAGCUUGAAGCCUGACAAAUUCCCGUUGAAUAAUCUGACAUUUGGUCGAUGAUCGGGCCUCUUUAUUGUGUAUAUCUCUACACGUGGCUUUUCCUAACAGCAAGUUCAGAUUUAAACGUAGAACGCCUGUAAAGUCCAGUUUGAUAUUAAGAAAGCAACAAUUAAAGCA